AUGUCCAAACACCCUGCACCAACUGAGCCAGAGCAGAAUGCCAAACAUGUUAGAUUCAAAGAUAUGCAACUCUCAGAUAUUUCAGGUGUUAUUUUCAUUCAUACCUUUGGGGUUCCAGCACUAUCGCCCUUGCAGGAUCCCGUCGCUUGGGAGAUUCUAGAGCGGUUUAUAAUGACAGAUCUGACUUAUGGUCAGAUGGAAGAAGAGUUUCAUGCAUACCUCGGCGAUCAUCACUGCCUUCUCAAUUGGAUGGAAGCCAGACUCAUGUUGUUCUCUGGCGAUGGUAAUGACAAAACUUCAUUGGCCAAUCUCCUUGCCGUGAAGCAUAAGCACAUCUUGGCCAUGCCAACUGGAUUAAUGAACUCCCAAUUGAGUUCAGUGUCUGGAUCAUGCACUUCUCAGCAUCAUUCUUGCAUACGUAAGAAUCCGGAUAUCGACAUUGAAGCAGAACAGGGUGACAACAACAACAACAACAACAACAACAACAACAACAAAGAAGAUAACCAAGAGGAGGAGGAUAUUGAGAUCGACAAUGGCCCCCUCAGAUGUGCCAAGGUCAUGCUCCUACCAGGACCAAAGUGUAAACUCUUUGAUACAGAUCAUGCAUUUGGCGGUUCAGUCAAGUUAGCAUUUGACUUGGAUGGUCUGUGUAAGGAGGUGGAGGCUAGACUCAAGGACAUAGAGCCCAUGUUCUAUGUAGGCGAAGAAGUUUGUGUUGUAGCAGGAGAUUACUUGGGACUCCAAGGUCAUGUCAUCCAAAGAAACAAUGAUAUCUUUUGCAUUUGUUGGUCCGGGACACAGGAAGAGGUCGAGGUCUCCAAGUAUUAUUUAGAGCAUUGUCCAAUUGAUCGCACUGUUAAAGCCCACAUGUCAACUCAAACAUGUCAACCCCCCGCAGGAAUCAAAGUCCAUCAAAAUCAGCAACUUUGUCUAAGUCUUAAUUGGAGAUUGGAUUGGAAAAGUGGGUUUGUCCAAUGGGUGUCCAAUGGUAUCAUUUGGUUCCAGGAUGAGGGGGAACUGUUGAGGAAUGAUGCUGGCAGUGAUGUAGCCCCGCUUUUCAUCCAAGUUGAAGCCGUGAUGGUCAAAUGCACCUGCCUUCCAGCUACCCUCAAAUUUACUAGGAAGCAUCGCUACAAUGUCAGCGUCACUCGUGGACCCAAAUUUUGCACAGAGUGGGAGGUCACUGUUCCAAUUCGAUUUGUCAUGAAGAUGCAUAAUAUCAACCUUGACACAUUCAACAAAUACAUCAAGAAGGAGGUAUUCAUCAUUGGAGGCCCAAAGAAGGGCUUCCGAGCAACGCUAAAGUCAUAUGUGACAGCACCACCCAAAAGUAUUACCCCUCCGCUUGAGAGAAUCACACCCUCUGCCCUUGCCUCUUGUUUAGCCAUUACCUGGGAGACCUGGUCCCCAGAGGUCCUCACUGCGAUAUCUUUGCAAAACAAUAAUGUUGGACCUUCAACAGAAGAUCCCUGGACUGUCAACUCCAGUGACACCAUUAUUAAACCAACCCCACCAAAACCAUGCAACCCAAUUUGCUGGCUGAAGGAACAUGCCUCACAGUUCCAUGACUACCACACCCUCUUUAACAUCUCAGUGGGUUUCCAAGGCAGCAAGUUACUCAAGCAGCCCAAUGGUCCUGCCCCUUCAGGCCACAUCUCAGCAUGGGCCACUGCCAAAACUGCAGGAGGCACUAGGGUGGACUACCAAAUCCCUGUUGAAUGUCUCACUCCAGCUCAGCCCUGA
Suillus fuscotomentosus is the source of this 1743-nucleotide messenger RNA. RefSeq lists its product as uncharacterized. The transcript is spliced from 8 exons. NCBI's taxonomy places the organism in Eukaryota, Fungi, Basidiomycota, Agaricomycetes, Boletales, Suillaceae. The record is from RefSeq and is a predicted model, not a curated record. Bases 1 to 1743 code for a protein of 580 amino acids.